Molecule: messenger RNA, 1212 nt
Organism: Dinoponera quadriceps
Lineage: Eukaryota; Metazoa; Arthropoda; Insecta; Hymenoptera; Formicidae
Gene: Hacd1
Product: very-long-chain (3R)-3-hydroxyacyl-CoA dehydratase 2
Exons: 5
Coding region: 338-1033 (231 amino acids)
Biological process (GO): fatty acid elongation; very long-chain fatty acid biosynthetic process; sphingolipid biosynthetic process
Cellular component (GO): endoplasmic reticulum membrane
Molecular function (GO): 3-hydroxyacyl-CoA dehydratase activity
Source: RefSeq, a predicted model, not a curated record
CACUAGUUCAACUGUGCAGCGAAAACGAACAGACCUAUAAUGACGAUUUUUCGAAAUCAUGGCAUUUAAUAUACGCUGCGUCAGCAGUCAUUUUCCGAUUCUACCGUGGGAAAAUUUUUUUUAUUACGCUUGCAAUAUCGAUUAAUAAUUAAGUGGUAUGACCUCCACAUAAGAAAUCUAUGUGUAUAAAUUUACUUACACUAGGAAGAAAGAUGUAUAUUUAUGAUGAUUUAGUACGUAAUAUUUCUUGGCAUUCAUUUUGUGUGAAUAUCACCACUCAUUCCGUCGUGUCGUAAGCUGCGCUGUGAAACUCAGUGUGAGGAACUAUCACGUAAAUAUGACUGAAGUAAACUCCAAGAAACCUGGUAUUCUCGCGAAAUUUUAUCUAGCGUUAUAUAAUCUUGGACAAACUUUGGGAUGGAGUUAUAUAUUAUACCAGUUUAUACAACAUCAUACUAAUUCUUCUUUGGAUGCUACCUUGUGGAAUAAGGUGGAAUUAUCACUAUUUGUUUUCCAGAAUGCAGCUGUUUUAGAAAUAAUGCACGCAGCAACUGGAUUAGUACCAUCAAAUACUAUAAUUACAAUAUUUCAAGUUUUGAGUCGUAUUAUGAUUGUAGUAGGAGUCAUCCUAGCUACUCCUUACACAUAUGCUGCUGCAUCUCCAGGAAUUCCACUAAUUCUCACAGCAUGGUCUAUUACAGAGAUAAUUAGAUACUUUUAUUACUUUUUGAAUCUGCUUAAUGCUGUACCGUAUAUAAUAAUAUGGCUGAGGUAUACCACAUUUAUCAUAUUAUAUCCGAUUGGUAUAACUGGUGAAUUGUUAUGUUACUAUGCUGCUGUAAAAUACGCCAGUGCUUAUUCCAAUGCAUGGAGUUAUGUUCUGCCAAAUACAUGGAAUUUUACAUUUAGCUAUUUAUAUCUGCUAAUAGGAGCUAUGUUAUCGUAUAUUCCAAUUUUCCCUAAGCUCUAUAUGCACAUGUUUGCGCAAAGACGCAAAAUUCUAAAUCCUGCUGCAACGAAGAAGGUUCAUUAGCAUGUAAAUAUUUUGUUUUUGUUUAUUUUUUCUAAUAUUUUAGAACAAUAACUAAAAAUAUAUAAUAUAAUAUUAUACAUGUAUAUUGUACUUUGUUAUGUGUUCGUAAUAAUGGGUCUUGCGACAUAUAUUUAUAUACAUAUGGGGUGAAAAGAAAUAUAUUUUAUGUUGUUACGCAA